AUGAGAGGGCUCCGUGGCCGCUACCAGCUCCUGCCCGGCCAGGACGAGGAGCUGCCCGCGGGAAGUGGAGCGUUGGAUGGAGAGCAGCAGCCGGGCUGGGAGGGAGCCCCAGCAGAGACCCCGGCCCCGGAGGAACCGGGCAGGCUGGUGCUGAGCACGGCAAGCAGCAUCCUGCGAGACAGGGAGAUCCAGGAGCUGAGCCCCCACCUGCCCCCCCGGCUGACGAAGCAGCCCUGGCAGCUGCUGUACUGCCGCGGGCGGGACGCCUGCAGCCUGCGGACCCUGUACCAGAGAGGGGGGCGCCCGGGGUCCCCUGCCCUGCUGCUCGUCAGGGACACCGAGUUGCAGGCCUUUGGUGCCUUCUCCACCAGCAGCAUUCGAUACAGCGAAGGCUUCUACGGCACGGGGGAGACUUUCCUCUUCUCCUUCUCCCCACAGUUGAAGGUGUUCAAGUGGACUGGCAGAAACAACUUCUUCCUGAAAGGGGACAGGGACCUGCUGAUGAUUGGGGCAGGCAGUGGCAGGUUUGGGCUGUGGCUGGACGGAGCCCUGCACCGUGGGGGCAGCCUCCCCUGCGAGACCUUUGACAACGAGACCCUCUCCGCCCGGGAUCUGUUCCACAUCCACAGCCUGGAAGUGUGGGGCCUGGAUGACCCCAUUCCACACACCUAG
Indicator indicator is the source of this 672-nucleotide messenger RNA. It is a transcript of the gene TLDC2, whose product is annotated as TBC/LysM-associated domain containing 2. The record is from RefSeq and is a predicted model, not a curated record. Lineage: Eukaryota; Metazoa; Chordata; Aves; Piciformes; Indicatoridae. The coding region runs from base 1 to 672 and encodes 223 amino acids. Gene Ontology annotation, biological process: response to oxidative stress. Gene Ontology annotation, cellular component: nucleus. The transcript is spliced from 6 exons.